Messenger RNA from Diaporthe citri, 1650 nucleotides. RefSeq lists its product as uncharacterized. Lineage: Eukaryota; Fungi; Ascomycota; Sordariomycetes; Diaporthales; Diaporthaceae. Gene Ontology annotation, biological process: rRNA processing. Gene Ontology annotation, cellular component: ribonucleoprotein complex; cytoplasm; nucleus. The transcript is spliced from 6 exons. Gene Ontology annotation, molecular function: RNA helicase activity; ATP binding; RNA binding. The record is from RefSeq and is a predicted model, not a curated record. The coding region runs from base 1 to 1650 and encodes 549 amino acids.
AUGUCUUACGGUGGAGGCUACGGAUCCCGCGGCGGCGGCGGCGGAGGCUACUCAAACGGCUACGACCGGAGUGACCGUGGCGGCGGCUACGGUGGAGGUGGAGGUGGUUACGGCGGUGGUGGCUACGGAGGUGGCGGCUACGGUGGCGGCGGUGGUGGUUACGGCGGUGGCGGCGGUUUCGGAGGCGGAGCCGGUGGUGACCGCAUGUCUAACCUCGGAGCAGGCUUGCAGAAGCAGACUUGGGACCCCAGCACCAUGCCCAAGUUCGAGAAGUCCUUCUACAAAGAGCACCCCGAUGUCGCUUCCAGGUCGGAUGCCGAGGUCGAGAAGUUCCGACGCGACCACUCUAUCGCCGUAUUCGGUACCGAGGUCCCCAGACCCGUCGAGACCUUCGACGAGGCUGGUUUCCCUCGCUAUGUCAUGGACGAGGUCAAGGCUCAGGGUUUCCCCGCCCCAACCGCUAUCCAGUCGCAAGGCUGGCCCAUGGCCCUGUCCGGUCGCGACGUUGUCGGUAUUGCAGAGACAGGAUCCGGAAAGACACUUACUUACUGUCUUCCUUCCAUCGUCCACAUCAAUGCUCAACCUCUCCUGGCACCCGGCGACGGCCCCAUUGUGCUUGUCCUCGCCCCCACCCGAGAACUGGCUGUCCAGAUUCAGCAGGAGAUCACCAAGUUUGGCAAGUCCUCGCGCAUCCGCAACACCUGUGUCUACGGUGGUGUGCCCAAGGGCCCUCAGAUCCGUGAUCUUUCCCGCGGUGUGGAGGUCUGCAUUGCUACCCCCGGUCGUCUGAUUGAUAUGCUUGAGGCUGGCAAGACAAACCUUCGCCGCGUUACCUACCUCGUGCUCGACGAGGCAGACCGCAUGUUGGACAUGGGUUUCGAGCCUCAGAUUCGCAAGAUUAUUGGCCAGAUCCGCCCCGACCGUCAGACUCUCAUGUGGUCUGCUACAUGGCCCAAGGAGGUUCGCAACCUUGCCAAGGACUUCCUCCACGACUUCAUCCAGGUCAACAUUGGCUCCAUGGACCUGGCUGCCAACCACCGCAUCACCCAGAUCGUCGAGGUUUGCAACGAGUCAGAGAAGCGUGACAAGAUGAUCAGGCAUAUGGAGAAGAUUAUGGACGACAAGAACAACAAAAUCCUCAUUUUUACUGGUACCAAGCGUGUUGCCGACGAGAUCACCCGUUUCCUCCGUCAAGAUGGCUGGCCUGCGCUGUCCAUCCACGGUGACAAGCAACAGAACGAGCGUGACUGGGUCCUGGACCAGUUCAAGACAGGAAAGAGCCCCAUCAUGGUGGCCACCGAUGUGGCUUCCCGUGGUAUCGAUGUUCGCAACAUUACUCACGUGUUGAACUAUGACUACCCCAACAACUCGGAGGAUUACAUCCACCGUAUUGGCCGUACUGGCCGUGCUGGCCAGAUGGGUACCGCCAUCACCUUCUUCACCACUGACAACUCCAAGCAGGCUCGUGAUCUCGUGAAUGUCCUCCAGGAGGCCAAGCAGCAGAUUGACCCCCGUCUGGCCGAGAUGACCAGGUACGGUGGUGGUGGUGGUGGCCGCUUCGGUGGGUACCGGGGCCGUGGCGGAUACCGCUCAGGCGGCGGCGACCGAGGAGGCGCCAACGCCAUGCCACUCAACAACCGUCGUUGGUAA